GUUGUUGUCAUGGCUGUUAAAGAUGUGCAUUAGUGCAUUCGUUCAUUCACGUCACUGAAGGCCUUCUUCUACCAAGCCAAAGAAACACGAGGCAAUGGCGGACUCAUGGAUGUCCCGCCUGAGGAAGCGUGCCAGCACUGGAGCCCGGCCGGCAGGUGAGGGGAACAGGCCAGCUCCCAGACACCAGGAGUGGUACGAGCUGUACAAAGGAUUGAGAAAUGUCCCAUGCAGACGCAUGGACAGAUGUCCUUGUUCGGUCAGCUCAGGAAGCGUACCUGUGGAUUCCACGCUCCGAAGCCAACCGGAGCAAGUGCUGCUCAGGGGCCCACACAGCACCGGACUGGCGCAGUGGGUCCAGUUCACAGUACUUAGGGACAGCAGAGUGCAGCAGUUCCGAGCGUCCUGGGUCAACGUCCUGCAGCAGUGGGUCUGACCCAGAGCACCACUUCAGCAGCCGGUCCGGUACAGAGUACCAUGGGUCAGCAGAGUCCAGCUGUGGGUCCAGUCCACACCACUGUAGGACAAAGUGCUGCUGUGGGACAGGUUCUGGGAGCAGGAGGACCGAAGCAGCGACCAUCAUUGAAUUUGGCAAUGGUGUUUGGACACUUAGACGCUCGUAACUGACCAUGAAUGUGUGAAAUCUGAGCAGAGCCCGAAAAGUAUCCCAGCCAUGGCCUCCAAUGCUCCACACAACUUCUCCUGGGUCGAACCAGGCAAACUGGCCGGACUGGCAUUGCCCAGGAUGACGGCUGAAUACCAGUAUCUGCUGGACAACGGUAUCAAACACCUGGUUUGCCUGUGCGAGAGGAAACCGCCUUACCACGACUCGUGCCCACAGCUGCAGCUGCACCACAUCAAGAUAACAGACUUCACUCCCCCUUCGCCGAGUCAGAUUGACAGAUUCCUCACUAUCGUGGAAGAGGCCAACUCCACUGGGGAAGGUGUUGCAGUUCACUGCAUGCACGGCCAUGGUAGAACGGGGACAAUGCUGGCCUGCUACCUGGUGAAGACGAGGAAGAUUUCAGGCAUCGACGCCAUCAAUGAGAUCCGCCGGCUGCGGAGAGGCUCCAUCGAAACGCACGAGCAAGAGAAAGCAGUGGUUCAGUUUUAUCAGCGCACCAAGUAACUUUGACACAGAGGACUAAGUAACAGUUUUACAGACGUAGCACUGAAUAUUACAGAUGAGUAUAAAAGUAUGCUAAAAAGUAUUUUUUUACUUUAUUCUCUACAAAUAGGAAAAUACAAAAAAAUUAUGUUAAAACAGGCGACAAAUCAACAAUGAACAAUAAUGAACUUAAAUGUUAAUUUCUCACAUUAUCCCCUGGGAUAUUUAACUAAGAGAAACACUUCUACAGUUAAUUAAUGCAGAAAAUACCUGUUAUAUUGUACUGUAUACUGUUCCUUCUACUAGCACAUUAUUACUUUUCUUUAUAUAAACUUUCUUUUACACGGCUGUAACUUCUUUUACGCACUGGACACCAGAGAAAAGAGACGCUGCCGCUCCUUGAAUGUGAGCUUCUCAGGAGCUGUCGGGCUCUUGAUUUUCUCCUCCUGGUUUCUGCAAAUAUACAAACAUAACAAAUACUUGAAUUUUAUUACUUGUGGUGGUGGAUUAUUUAUAGAGACACAAACAGGAUCUAGUUUUUUUUUCAAACACUUGAAAGAAAUUUAUUAAGCAAACAGUGAUAAGCUUGACGAAUGGAGACUAAUGUAAUAAUCUUUAUGUGCUUGUUGAUUUCUAUGUCAUAAAGUCAUCUUUGUAGAAAUGCUGCAGAAAUAUCUGCAUGUCAGUUGAUUUAAUUUCAAUGUUUUGCUUCAAUUGCUAAAAAAAUGUCAACUCACUCUUUUGAUGUGUUGUUAUGCACAUUUUCAGUCUGUCCAGUUGGUCUUUGAUCUGCCAAACAAAUAAAUGCUGUAACAUGAAAUAAAUAUAAUAUA
Messenger RNA from Paralichthys olivaceus (Japanese flounder), 1938 nucleotides. RefSeq names its product dual specificity phosphatase 23b (gene dusp23b). The record is from RefSeq and is a predicted model, not a curated record. Gene Ontology annotation, cellular component: cytoplasm. Gene Ontology annotation, molecular function: protein tyrosine phosphatase activity; protein tyrosine/serine/threonine phosphatase activity. NCBI's taxonomy places the organism in Eukaryota, Metazoa, Chordata, Actinopteri, Pleuronectiformes, Paralichthyidae. Gene Ontology annotation, biological process: protein dephosphorylation.